AUGGCCAACUUGCUGACCAAUAUAGUGGCAAGGAGCACCCUCCUCAGCGCACUGGAGGAGAAGAGGCGCCACCAGAUGAAGAAAUAUCUGCUCCAUCGGCUGUUCUUUGUUGCACUGUUGCGAGAAGAUGCAAAUAACAUAGAGGUUACAGCGUACCAUGAACGGCUUUUCCAGAAGAUUGCAAAGUUCCAUUUGGGGGAAUCUGCCUCAGGCGUCCUUCUGAUCUACUCUCACUGCAUUCUCCACAUUCUUGAGGCAUCCAGUGGCACAUUGUACCACAUCCUUAUGGACCUAGCAGCAGUUGAAAGGAAGGGCCCAAAUGCUUUAAUACAAGAUGUAAAGAUAUUAGUGAUGUCUCACAACAUCCCAACCAGGCUCUUCACCCAAUGGUACGCAACCACUGUGGAGGUCCCUGUAACUCUCGAAGAUGUGACACAGACACAGACAACAGAGGAAGUGAUUACGGAGUGCCUCACCCUCAUCCUCAAGCUGGGAGUUUAUCUUGCAACACUCAAGGUGGGCAAUAAGGGGCUCAGCGACUGCCUCCACACAGUUGUGCCUGAACUUCUGAUCCCAGCAGAAACCAUCAAGUAUUUGUGUAGGUCUAAGGAAUGCCUGAGCCCAGCACAAUUUCUGGCGAUGUACAACAAUCCUUUGCAGCCGAAAAUGGAUUCAGAAUCAGUGUGGCCCACUCCUGCUCAUAUGACUGCAUGA
Molecule: messenger RNA, 714 nt
Organism: Rhineura floridana
Lineage: Eukaryota; Metazoa; Chordata; Lepidosauria; Squamata; Rhineuridae
Gene: TEX47
Product: testis expressed 47
Exons: 7
Coding region: 1-714 (237 amino acids)
Source: RefSeq, a predicted model, not a curated record